AUAAAAAACCAUAAAAUAACAAACCAUAAAUUUGACAAUAGUUAAUAAUUUGGUGGAAAUAGCACAAUUAUUUUGAUUUAAUUUAACUGUGACCAAGAAAAGUGGACAGUUGGAAAACUUUGGUAUAGCUUUAUUUUGACAAACGUGUUUGGAAUUUGCAACUGCAAGUGUUACUUUAUAUAUUAUAUGCAAUGUUUUCAAAAAUCCGUAAUUGUUUAAGUAAAUCUCGAUUUACUUGAAUCAUAUAUAUUAUUAUCUGCUUAAACCGAUUUUUGGAGCAGUGUUGACUAACCCGGCGUGGUUGUCACUUAACGGCUUUCAAAAUUGAGCCCCGUUCAUCUUUUGGGAUGGCGUCGCAAACGUCGAAAAGAAAGGAAAUAUAUAAAUAUGAAGCCCCCUGGCCGCUUUAUGCCAUGAAUUGGUCGGUUCGUCCAGACAAGCGAUUUCGACUUGCUCUCGGUUCCUUUGUGGAGGAGUACAACAACAAAGUGCAAAUCGUUUCUUUGGACGAGGAUAGUGCAGAAUUUGCUCCCAAAGCCACUCUUGACCAUCCAUAUCCUGCCACAAGGAUCAUAUGGAUUCCUGAUAACAAGGGGAUAUAUCCCGACUUAUUGGCGACUUCUGGAGAUUAUCUGCGAGUCUGGAGGGCUGGAGAUACUGAAAUCAAGUUGGAAUGCCUGCUCAACAAUAACAAGAACUCAGAUUUUUGUGCACCCCUGACUUCUUUUGACUGGAAUGAAGUUGAUCCCAAUCUAAUUGGAACGUCGAGUAUCGAUACGACGUGUACCAUUUGGGGCCUGGAAACUAGACAGGCUGUGGGUCGAACAGCAGUUAAUGGACACGUCAAAACACAGCUAAUCGCUCAUGAUAAGGAAGUGUAUGAUAUUGCAUUCAGUCGAGCAGGUGGAGGAAGAGAUAUGUUUGCAUCUGUUGGAGCGGACGGAUCUGUUAGAAUGUUCGAUCUUAGACACUUGGAACACUCGACCAUAAUUUAUGAAGACAGUACACACACCCCAUUAUUGAGACUUGCUUGGAAUAAACAGGACCCCAAUUUCCUCGCUACCAUUGCAAUGGAUGCUUGUGAAGUCGUUAUCCUUGAUGUUAGAGUUCCCUGUACGCCUGUUGCAAGGCUAAACAAUCACAGAAGUUCUGCCAACGGACUUGCGUGGGCUCCUCACUCGGCUUGCCAUAUUUGCACCGCAGGAGAUGAUCAUCAAGCUUUAAUUUGGGACAUUGCAGGAAUGCCGCGUGCCAUAGAAGACCCUAUUUUGGCAUAUACUGCAGCAGAAGGAGAAAUUAACCAAAUUCAGUGGGGAGCGACUCAACCAGAUUGGAUUGCAAUUUGUUACAAUAAGAACUUGGAAAUUUUGAGAGUUUAGAAACAAUACCUGGGGUAUCGACUGAAUUUCUAGAUGCGAUGAAACAAAUUUUUUAUUGGUUUAAUUUUUGGGAGCCACCAAGUCAUUUGACUUUACAAAAUGGUUUUAAGUUAAUAUAUUUAAAAAAAUUCAUUGCUCUGUUACUUUUUGUCUCAUUUUAGAAUUUUUUCUGUCUGAAGUUGUGUUAAUUGUGUAAUGUACAUAAUGAUGCUGCACUUGGCAAAUUUCUUGUACCCUAAAACUAACUAGUGAUAUAAGGAAAAUGUUUGUUGGUGUUGGUACUAGUCAUUAGAAUAAUUUUGUACUCGCUUUUGAAGCGAUCUGAUGUUAUAAUUACGACUUGUGUUGUUGCUCAUUUUGACGCGUUUGUAUUUCAACAACAUUUUGAAAAAUAAAAGUGUCUAAAUUUUAA
Messenger RNA from Folsomia candida, 1791 nucleotides. It is a transcript of the gene wap, whose product is annotated as DDB1- and CUL4-associated factor 7. The record is from RefSeq and is a predicted model, not a curated record. Gene Ontology annotation, cellular component: nucleus. The coding region runs from base 348 to 1379 and encodes 343 amino acids. Gene Ontology annotation, molecular function: protein binding. The transcript is spliced from 10 exons. NCBI's taxonomy places the organism in Eukaryota, Metazoa, Arthropoda, Collembola, Entomobryomorpha, Isotomidae.